Stylophora pistillata is the source of this 2187-nucleotide messenger RNA. RefSeq names its product glutathione hydrolase 1 proenzyme. Gene Ontology annotation, cellular component: plasma membrane. Lineage: Eukaryota; Metazoa; Cnidaria; Anthozoa; Scleractinia; Pocilloporidae. The record is from RefSeq and is a predicted model, not a curated record. Gene Ontology annotation, biological process: glutathione catabolic process. Gene Ontology annotation, molecular function: glutathione gamma-glutamate hydrolase.
UUGAAUGCUUCCUGAUCUUCUUCAGAAAAAUUCGCGGCCAUGUUGGAGAAGAAAUGCUCAAGCAAUCGUUCUACGCGCCGCUAUCUACGAGCCUUGCUGGUGUUGGUCGGCUUGUGUGUAGUGGUGGCAGGAGUCGGAUUAUUCUUCAGGGAUACGCCGUUUGUCCGCAACGUUGAGAAGCGCUUUAUGAUGGGAAGUGCAGUAAAAGCCAAACUUCCAAACAAACAGCACUUUUAUCAACAUGCCGCUGUAGCUUCUGACAAUGCUGAAUGUUCUAAAAUCGGACGUAACAUUUUAAAGAAAGGAGGUUCUGCUGUUGACUCUGCCAUAGCAGCCAUACUGUGUGUUGGUGUAAUCAACUUGCACUCCACCGGAAUUGGAGGUGGUGGGUUCAUGAUGGUCUACGACAGUCACAAGCGGUCAGCAGAGAUGAUCGACUUUAGAGAGACUGCGCCUGAACGAGCCGAGGUGGAUUUGUUUAAAGGAAAUCCGAUGAAUGGGAUCCUGGGUGGCUUAGCUGUAGCAGUUCCCGGUGAACUGCGAGGCCUGGAAGCAGCUUGGAAGAAAUACGGCAAGCUGCCAUGGGAAGAAUUGUUUAAACCAGCCAUUCGCAUUGCAAACAAAGGUUUCAUCAUUCCAGAGACGGUCGACAUAGCAAUUGGCAUUUGGAAAGAUCUCCUCAUGAAGGAUAAGACAUUUAGACGAGUGUUUACCAAAAACGGAAAGCUUCUUCGAAAAGGAGACCUUCUUAAAAGACCGCAGUUGGCUAAAACACUACAACUUAUUGCACGAGCAGGAAGUGCAGAACCAUUCUAUAACGGGCCAAUGAGUAAAUCAAUAAUAAAAGAAGUCCGCAACGCUGGAGGAGUGUUAACCUUGAAAGAUCUCAAAAACUACAAAGUAGAGUUUCGUCCCGUGCUAAAAAGCAAGUUGGACGACAUGACAUUACUUAGCACUCCUCCACCAACCGCUGGCCCAGUGUUGGCUUUGACCCUUAAUAUCUUGAAGGACCGUGAAAGAAAUGAUGAGCACAAAACUGGCCGAAGACAUUAGACACCGAAUCACGGACACCAUGACGCAUUCUCGAGAUUAUUAUGGCUCAAGGUACCAUGUACCCAUUAAAACUGGAACGACAAGCCUAUCCGUGUUGGCCGCCAAUGGAGAUGCAGUUUCACUUACAAGCACCGUAAAUGGAUAUUUUGGAGCCAAGUUUCUCUCAAACAAGCUUGGCUUCGUCUACAACAAUGAAAUGGACGACUUCAGCGCACCACACGUGACAAAUGAAUUCGGACUUCCGCCAUCUCCUGUCAAUUUCAUAAAACCUGGCAAGAGACCGCAGUCCUCGGCCGUGCCCGCGAUAGUACUGGACAAAAAGGGAAAUGUCUUAAUGACAAUUGGUGCUGCUGGGGGUACCAUUAUAACAACUUCUGUUGCACAGGCGAUAAUGAACUACUUUUGGUUUAAGAAAAACCUGCAGACAGCCAUUACAAUGCCGCGUGUACACGAACAGCUUUAUCCUAAUUUUGUUUUCGCUGAGACUAGGUUUCCAACAGAGGUCGUCAACGGUCUUAUUUCCUUGGGACAUAAGGUCAACGUUAGUGACAUAAGUCAUGGUGUAGUCCAAGGAAUUGUGAGAAAUCCCCACAAGUACAAGCUUAUCGACAACCGAGGAAAAAGGAAAGGAUAUGUGUACGGCUUGAUACCACAAAUCUACGCAGAAUCUGAUUACAGGAAAGGAGGACAGCCUGCUGGAUAUUAACAGAAAUUUGCAUUCUUCUUAAACAACAGUUUGCGAAAGGAUUCAAGCAAGAAAAACUUAAGAAAAAAAAUGGAGAGUAUUUUGUACUCCAAGUAUGAUAUGAAAUGAUACGCGUACGUUAAGUCAACAAAGUUGUAAUAUAUUGGAUAGAUAAUUCUGUGAUGGUCCAAAGAGUAAGGCAGAAGAUGUUAAUCUCCGACUCGAUAUUUGAACUGAGAAACACUGAAAUCUCACCUUUUGUGACUUUCAGAACUUUCAGAGCCAGAAUUUUGAAUCAUUUGUAGUUUUCAGUUCAUUUUCUAGUAGACGACAGAAAUCAAUUGAGGGUAUCUUAGUAGAUGCCUACAAAACGAAAAACAAGCCACAACAAAUGUGAUUAAAAAGAGCAUUUUCCACCAGCUGAAGAUUGUUGGAUGCAAAUGUCUUAA